Messenger RNA from Oncorhynchus masou masou (cherry salmon), 8127 nucleotides. Its product is annotated as zinc finger and BTB domain-containing protein 37-like. Bases 587 to 2170 code for a protein of 527 amino acids. The transcript is spliced from 4 exons. The record is from RefSeq and is a predicted model, not a curated record. Gene Ontology annotation, biological process: regulation of transcription by RNA polymerase II. Gene Ontology annotation, molecular function: RNA polymerase II cis-regulatory region sequence-specific DNA binding; protein binding; DNA-binding transcription factor activity, RNA polymerase II-specific. Lineage: Eukaryota; Metazoa; Chordata; Actinopteri; Salmoniformes; Salmonidae.
ACUGCUUCCCAUAAUGCAAAUGUACUUUUUUUCCCCCAGUCAAAGUUGGUCCGUCUGCUGUGAAAUGAAAUUGGAAAAUGAGAGCAGCGAAAGGAGUAACCGAGGAGAUAAAAUUGAAAAUAAUGCACAUUGACAUCAAAUAUGCGACAGUACCGCAGUUGUAUUAGCGACGGUUCGUUAUGACAGACGUUGCACGGUGUUCUGUCUUGCUCCGUUUUUGUUAGCUAUAUGGACGUUGAACUAGCUGGCUAGCCACCUCCCUGUCACGAGCAACGCCGGGGUGUAUUCUUCGUUUAGACUUCGGUUCAUCACCGUACUGCAGUAUGUUACAGUGGCCGAAAAGAGGGCCAGGGCUCGGUUAUAGCAUUUGAGAUUCACCGCUGUAUAAGAGCAUCAGUUCACACCAUUUGUCAACAAUGCACAACUCGUUGCAAGCUAUAAUUAUUGCCAUCUUUUAUGCAAGUUAGCCAGUCAGCAGUUAAUAUUAUGGCACAGUACAGAAAAUAAUAGCCAGUAACACUUCAGUGCCGUGGUACAAGUGCAGGUGGUGCAUUCCGAAAAGUGAUAAGGGAUCAUACACGGCAGGAUGGAGCGAGCAGGCACCAUGGAGCGAGCAGGCAGCAUCCAGCUGGACGUCCCAGACUUUAGCAACUCUGUGCUGUCCCAACUGAACCAGCUGCGUAUGCAGGGGCGGCUGUGUGACAUAGUGGUGAACGUGCAGGGCCAGAGCUUCCGUGCUCACAAGGUUGUGUUGGCUGCCAGCUCCCCUUACUUCCGAGACCACAUGUCGUUGGGCCAGAUGAGCACUGUGUCCCUGUCAGUCAUCCGCAACCCCUCGGUGUUUGAUCAGCUCCUCUCAUACUGCUACACCGGGAGGCUGUGCCUGCAGCUGGCCGACAUCAUCAGCUACCUGACGGCCGCCAGCUUCCUGCAGAUGCAGCACAUCAUUGACCGCUGCACGCAGAUCCUUGAGGGCAUCCAUCUAAAGAUCAGCCUGGCGGAGGAGGAGCUGGGUGCCGGAGGGGGGCACAGGGGGGCUGGGAGCUUGGAGGGAGGAGGAGGAGGUGGGGUAGGAACAUCAGGGGGCUCCCUAAGCCCGCGCCACAGCAGCCCCAGGGUUCUGGGACCUCAAGGAAGCAGAACCCGAGGUGCCAUGGAUAUCCGAGAGGUGGGAAGCCCAGCGGGGGAGUCCAUGAGCCCCCAGAUGGUGGAGCACAGUGGGCUGGGCCCGGAGGGUCUGCCUGGGGGGGUGGAAGUGGGCAGCAGGCUGGGGAAGGAGCCCAUACUGCGCAUCAAUCGGGCCGGCCAGUGGUACGUGGAGGCAGAGUCGGAGAGGGGGAGCGGCGGUGAAGAGGGGGAGUCAAUGCGAGUGGUGGGUGGUUUGAGGAUAAAGACGGAGAGGAUGGAAGAGUGGACUGGGGCUGAUACCCAGGAAGAAGGGAGCGGGGCGGAAGAGGGAGCAGCCAUGAUGAUUGACACGUCCGUGUGCAGCUCGCUGGUGCAGGAGGGUAUUGUCACGGGGGCCAAGAGCUCUCAGCCCUCCAGCAGCUUCAGUGAGACUGAGAGGUUUAGUCCUACUGGCAGUGUGGUGGUGAUGGCAGAGAGACCGAGAGCCAAGAGUGAGUCACCCAGCAGAGUAGACGACCAGUGCCAUCCCAACUCGCAGGGGGAGGAGCAGGCUGUUUUGGGCGGCUACGAGGAGUACCUGCGUGAUCAGGUGGCUGACCGCUGGUGCCACUACAACCCUCGGCUCACCUGCAUUUACUGCUGCAAGUCCUUCAACCAGAAGGGCAGCCUGGACCGCCACAUGAGGCUGCACAUGGGCAUCACACCUUUCGUGUGCCGCAUCUGCGGCAAGAAAUACACCCGCAAGGACCAGCUCGAGUACCACAUCCGCAAGCACACAGGAAACAAGCCCUUCCAUUGCCACGUCUGCGGGAAGAGCUUCCCCUUCCAGGCCAUCCUCAACCAGCACUUCCGCAAGAACCACCCGGGCUGCGGCCCUCAAGAGUUGGCCCACAGCGCCUCCCCAGAGACCACCACUGUCUCCUCCAGGGGGGGGCAGAACGAGGAGGCGUCACCCAGCCAGGAGGAGCCAGAUGGGGGUGGAGGUGGGGCCUCUUUCAGAGAGGGUGUCCAGGCCUCUGUCUCCACCACUGGGCCUGAUUGACCCAGUGGACCAGGGAGGGAGAUGGUUGGGGUAUAGGAGGACAGGGUAUAGGUUAGGUUAAUGGUUUGUACUCUCCUGCCAGUGGAGGAAAGACAAUGUAUGUUGAAGUUGCUUCAAAGGAAAUUAUGAUAAGGGGGAGGUCAGAAGGUCAAGUCCAUCCAGGGUGGGAUUUUUAUAAGCAUUUUUUUUUUUAAUUCCUUCGACUAAACUGCAGGGACAGGAGAAUGAAGCAACAGAGUAGUUUGAUAUGGCACUUCGUAAUAUGUCGUUAUUUAUACAUGAUAUUUCCGCUUUAAACCAUAUCUACCUUCACAAUACAAACAUGAACAGAUUAAGCCAACACAUGAAGAAAUGCCACACACUCCCAAUAACCUCACAACACUGAAUGCAGUGGUUUUUAUUUGCCUAUUUUCUUAUGUUAGUUUUAUUAUUUUGUAUAAUAACUACAUACAAUUUCAAUUCUUGCCUUUUGUCUUGAGACAAUCUUGAACAUAUGGGGGUCAGUGAUAAUCAGACUCCUCUUCAUACAUUAUAUGGGUAAUUCCACAGUUACUCAUGGUUUUCACAUAAAAAUGUAUGUCAAACAAAAUGCAAUGGUUGCAAAGUUGAACAAACCAUACACAUUUUUUUACACAAGGACGACUUUGAACAAAUUUCCAAUUUUACAAAAACACAUUUACUUGAGGUAACAAAAACAUUUGGGGUAGCCUAGUGGUUAGAGCGUUGGACUCGUAACCGCAAGUUCAAACCCCCGAGCUGACAAGGUACAAAUCUGUCGUUCUUCCCCUGAACAGGCAGUUAACCCACUGUUCCUUGGCCGACAUUGAAAAUAAGAAUUUGUUCUUAACUGACUCGCCUUGUUAAAUAAAGGUAAAAUAAAAUACAAUUUACUUUGACAGUGCAGAGGCAAAGUUUGGUAACAAAAUGACAACUCCAACAGCACAAACUGUCAUUCUGUUACCAAACUUUGCAUCUGCUCAAGUAAAUGUAUUUUUGUCAAAUGUUCCGUGUAAUUUAUGAAGUAGUCCUUGUACAUAGUUGUAUGGUUUGUUUACAGAGAGAGUCUCAGCAUCACUGUUACGGUGGAAUUGCCCAUGUGCCAGAAUGGCUUAAAAAUGCAACUCCACAUGAAUAGUAGAUAUGGCCCAGUGAACAAAACCAGUUAAUUUGGUAGAGUAAUGAGUACAAUUCUGAAAAUAACACUGAUGUCAGUCUUAUGACGAUUUUAUGUCAUGUGUCUUAACAUGGCUAAAUACAUUCAGAAGUAUACCAUUUAUUUAAUCAGUGCAACACUUUUACAAUGUAUUAAGAUAUUGGCAAAGGUAAGAGGCCUUUUAAAGAGGACUUGUUAAUCCAUAUGUGUUUGAACCAUACCUCCACAUUCUUUAACCAGCUGCUGAAUGCAUACUUCUAUACAGGAACACAGGAAACUCAGUUUUUUGUUUUUUUUUACCUCAGAUAAGCUACAAUAAAACUCUGUUACCUCUCACACAUCACUACGCAAUACAGCUCUGCUCCAAGCAGAUUGGUCGAUGCACUCAGUUGAAUUUACAGUAUGUUCUCAUUUUUCUAUGUUGUGGUUAACUACCUUUUUCUUUUUUUAUAAGUGACUGUUUUUUUUGCAUAAGCGCAUCUGAACAUUUUUAUCUAGCUCUGAUACAAUGUAUCUGGAGGAUGUAGAGACAAGAUUGUAAUGGAGGACACUCAUCGCUAUUGGGGGGGUUCGAAGGAGGAGAGAUGAGACUCUGCAGCUGAACUGUAGUACCACCCAAGAGAAAGACUCUGCAUCUGAACUGUAGUACCACCCAAGAGAAAGACUGCAGCUGAACUGUAGUACCACCCAAGAGAAAGACUCUGCAGCUGAACUGUAGUACCACCCAAGAGAAAGACUCUGCAGCUGAACUGUAGUACCACCCAAGAGAAAGACUCUGCAGCUGAACUGUAGUACCACCCAAGAGAAGGACUCUGCAGCUGAACUGUAGUACCACCCAAGAGAAAGAAUGCAGCUGAACUGUCGUACCACCCAAGAGAAAGACUGCAGCUGAACUGUAGUACCACCCAAGAGAAAGACUGCAGCUGUUCUGUAGUACCACCCAAGAGAAAGAAUGCAGCUGAACUGUAGUACCACCUAAGAGAAAGACUGCAGCUGUUCUGUAGUACCACCCAAGAGAAAGACUGCAGCUGUUCUGUAGUACCACCCAAGAGAAAGAAUGCAGCUGAACUGUAGUACCACCCAAGAGAAAGACUGCAGCCCACUGAUGCUACAGAUGUCCCAUCACCAAAGGAUAGACAUGAUUGCUACAGUGGAGUGUGUUCCACUGGAAAUCAAUCAUUAAGAAGAGGCAUCCAAAGGAUUUGAGAGGACAAGCCAAGGGUCGUAUUUCCCUCCCUCGCAGGGAGGCCAAAAUAAUUACGUCAAGCACUUCAAUUAAGGAGGGGUUUGAAAUAGUUACAUUUUUAAAGAAAUAUGUAAAAGAUAUAUCGCAAAUUUAAUUUAACUUAAAACAUUGUUUUUAUACAGAUAAAGGGUAGCCCAGUGGAUUGGCUGUUUUAUUUUCUUAUUUUAUUUUUAGAUCUGAAUCAUUUGUGGGUGUGGCGGGAGUUUUUAAUGUAUGCAAGUGAAAAACUUACUGAUUUGUCCACUGGGUUUUUCUUAUCUGAAAUGAGAAUGCAUUACACAUCACCACAGUACACCUCGGUUAAUAUUCGUCAGACAAAAACAGAUCAACAUUCUUUAUAAAUAUCAGGUAUUUUUGUUUACUGUUUUUAAGUGUACUCUGUACGUAACAUUUAAGGGGUUUUAGAUAAACCAUUGAGCUUGGGCUACCUGCAGAGAAAUCUUACAGCAAGCCUUAUUUAGCAAGUGCAGCUUAACGAAGAUUAAAUGUAUACUGAACAAAAAUAUAAAUGCAAUAUGCAACAAUUUCAAAGAUUUUACUGAGUUACAGUUCCUAUAAGGAAAUCAGUCAAUUUAAAUGAAUUCAGUUGGCCCGAAUCUAAGGAUUUCACAUGAAUGGGCAAGGGUGCAGCUGUGGGUGGGCCUGGGAGGGCAUAAACCCACUCACUGGGGAGCCAGGCCCAGCCAAUCAGAAAUAGUUUGUCCCCACAAAAGGGCUUUAUUACAGACAGAAACACUCCUCAGCACCCCCCUCAAAUGAUCCCGCAGAUGAAGAAGCCGGAUGUGGAGGUCCUGGGCUGGUGUGUUUACACAUGGUCUGCGGUUGUGAGGCCGGUUGGACGUACUGCCAAAUUAUGUUGGAGGUGGCUUAUGGUAGAGAAAUUAACAUUCAAUUCUCUGGCUACAGCUCUGGUGAACAUUCCUGCGGUCAGCAUGCCAAUUUUACGCUCCCUCAAAACUUGAGACAUCUGUGGCAUUGUGUUGUGUGACAAAACUGCUCACUUUAGAGUGGUCUUUUAUUGUCCCCAGCAGAAGGUGCACCUGUGUAAUGAUCAUGCUGUUUAGUCAGCUUCUUGAUAUGCCACACCUCUCAGGUGGAUGGAUUAUCUUGGCAAAGGAGAAAUGCUCACUAAUGGGGAUGUAAACAAAUUUGUGCAAACAUUUUUAGAGAAGUAAGCUUUUUGUGCCUAUGGAACAUUUCUGGGAUCUUUUAUUUCAGCUCAUGAAACAUCAGACCAACAAUUUACAUGUUGCGUUUAUAUUUUUGUUCAGUGUAUGCAUGAUGUUUUAUUUUUUAAGUGAAGACGCCAUUAUGGACGUAGCAAUGCAGCUAUUCUCUUAUAUUGAAACUAGGGAUGCACGAAUUUGGAAAUUCUUGGUCAAUAACCAAUAUUUUCUUGUCCAUGAUGGCUGAUACUGAUAUGACAUUACAAAUAUUGUGUGAACAACUAGCUAUUGAUCAAAAUACUUUUAAAAAACAACCUUUUUUUAAAUUAUCAAUGAGCAAAUGUAAAGAUCAAACAUUUUCACAGAGAAACACUUUUCGGUGCACCGUGUCAUUUUAUUGUAGCUCAGAUUUAAAGCACUAAUCAGUAGUUGAAUCAAUAACAGUCUAAUAAGUAUGUUCCCCAACCCUGUUUCGGUGAGAAAUGAAACCACUCAAAUUCAUAGACAAAGCUAAUGGAUGCAAGAACUGACCAUCCAUGCUUAAAAAAGUAUAGUUUAAACCAUAUUUUGAGGCUAUAUAGUGUUUGUUUACAUUUACAAACAUUGAGUAAAAUAAUCUAAUUUUGGGUUCUGAUGGGGUUCGACAUUAUGUUAUAUUAUUCAAGAAUCAAUGGGUACAUAAUUCAUUUGAGUACAACAAUGUAUGUAGCAAUUGCAGAUUGCCCUUUUAACACCAUCCACUAUUAGUCCAGUUUUUCAGCCAUCAUCGGUCGAUACCGAUAUGAAAGGCAGAUAUACAGUAUCACGCAUCCCUGAUUGAAACAUAGUUAUAAUAAUACUCAGGGUUGUAGCUUGAACAUUCUUUACAAUGUGAUUGCUUCAGCUAACAAAAUUUGAAGAUGGUCUUGAAUUGUUCAAUGGUGGAAGAUUUAUGUGAACAUUUUAGUCACACUCACAGUUAAUGCUUCUAAGCCAGUGGUCACCAACCUUGGGUUCUGGAGAGCUCCAAUCAUGCUGACUUUAGAAUUAAGGCAUUAAAUGAAAGAAUUAUAGCAUUCCAAUGUAGAACUAAAGUGGAAUGAUUUUAAUUGACAGUAGAUUUUCAGAUACAGUUGAUUUCAUUCAUCUUAGAGGUAUAGUACAUUACCAACCUUGAUGCUGGAAAACCUGGAAUCCAGAUAGAGAAGUGUUCCAUCAUUAUUAAAAUGUGUAAAAACGAUUCGAUUUUUAAACAAUUACUAUGAAACAGAACAAUUAUUAUGAAACAGAAUACAACCAAUUUUGUUAAAAAAUAAUAAUUCCCACCAGGUACCAGGUUUGCUUGAUUUGAAUUUUGUUUUGAAUAGCCUUUUUGGGGGUUUGAUAAAGAUUUAUUGUUUCAUGCCUUUUUCUUUGUUUAGAACUAAAAGGGCUUUUACAUUUUUUUUAAAUAAGCUUUACCUGCUUUAAGUGUAUGAUUAUUGAACCCUUGUAUGUGUGUUGUUACUGCUGAAUGUAGAUCAAUGACAGGAACAAGCUCUCAUGAACUAGCCUCUAGUUUGAGCAAACAACAGAAUUAUGGCGGUUUUCAUCGUCUCCACUUACCUCUAUGUCCUGUGAAGAUUCUUACUAAGCUAGUGAGAGGAUGACAAUAAUACAGAUAUAGUUUAUUAAAGUACUGUCCUGAAAUGUCCUGUUUUGACCCAUAUGUCCCAACUGUGAAAAACAGCAUAUGUAGCUAAAAAAUGUUAAAGGAAUCCAAACAUUUCAGUUACUUUAAUGUAUGGUCAAGCUGAGCCCAUAUUUAGCAGUGAUGCAUGUCUUUGUCAUAGGUUUUUAAUGCCAAACUUGCCAAAUAAUGAUUUAUUAGGUGAUAUUUAAUAUAUUCUACAUUUUGUGCUAUUAUGUCCUUGUUUUGCUGCUUCAUUGAGCUCUCGUGUCUUAUCAGAUAUAUUCUUUAACAGUUGUCUCAAUGUUUAUACACAAAGAUGCAUACGUAUAUCCAAUAUGGUUUUGACCACAAAAUGCUUACUCCAACAAAUCAUUAAGCUAUGUAAUUAAUGACUUAAUGUAAAAUAUUACUUGACAUUAAAAAUAUAUUCAUAAAAAAAAAGAUAUCUCAAAGGAAAUGGAAUAUGUUACAUGACAAUAUAUAUUUUUGAAUCCUGUCAAGUGAGGUACAAAACCAGCGGUGGUCUUGCAGGUUAUAUGUUAAGUUUAUUUUGCAUGGUCCUGUUCCUGAAAAAGAAACAUAUUGAUUACACUGUAAAGGCCAAAGGUUGAUUUGUUAUUGAUCAUGUGAAAAUGGGUUACUUCUCAAUAACCACUAUCAUUUUCUUCACUAGUACAUAUUAAAGUACAUUCUUCUUAAAAUAAAAAAUAAAUAAAAACAUCACAAAAGUGGUCCACUGUU